GCAGUAAAGUGACCAGUGGUGUUGCUGGGCUUUGGCUGUGGCCAGAGACAAGCAAGCUGCCGUGGGAAGAGGCUGCUCAGAGGGAGAGCAGGGAGGACAGGAGAAGACACGGAUAAAAAGAGAGACAUGAGGACACGAGGCCUGGUUUUCUUUAGCCAGGUUCAUGCUUGAAUGGGGUCCAGGCAGAUUGGUAGAAGCAUGAAAUGGAUACAUGGGAAGAUGAUGCAGCUGACCAGCGUACUUGCCUUAUUUGUGGAGACCGCGCCACAGGUCUGCACUAUGGCAUCAUCUCCUGCGAAGGCUGCAAAGGCUUCUUCAAGCGCAGCAUCUGCAACAAGCGGGUGUACCGCUGCAGCCGGGACAAGAACUGCGAAAUGUCCCGCAAGCAGCGUAACCGCUGCCAGUACUGCCGUCUGCUCAAGUGUCUGCAGAUGGGGAUGAACCGCAAAGCAAUCAGGGAGGACGGCAUGCCAGGAGGGAGGAACAAAAGCAUCGGGCCUGUGCAGAUCACAGAAGAGGAGAUAGAGCGAAUCAUGUCAGGGCAGGAGUUCAAGGAGGAUGCCCCGGAGCACACCUGGGGCAACAACGGCGACAGCGACCACAGCUCCCCCAGCAACGGAGCCUCUGAGGGCAACCAGCCGUCGCCCGCCUCCACUCUGUCAUCCAAUCGAUCUGUAGAGAUGAAUGGCUACACGGCAGCACUCAGGGACCAGUACAUCAACACCUCCAUGUCCACACACUACCAGCUCCUGCCUCACCUGUUCAGCUACGCAGCCCAAUCAGGCCUGCUGACCCCGCAGCCCCGCAGCCUCUACCCACAGUCCCACCCUUUGGUGCUGCAGCUUGUGGCUGCUGAGGACCUGUCCCCCCUCACCACCCCAAUGCUCAUAGAGGACGGGUACAAGGUAACCCAGGUGGAGCUGUUCGCCCUGCUGUGUCGCCUGGCGGAUGAGCUGCUCUUCCGGCAGAUCUCCUGGAUCAAGAAGCUGCCUUUCUUUUGCGAGCUGUCCAUAGAGGACUACACCUGCCUGCUCAGCUCCACCUGGCAGGAGCUCAUCCUGCUGUCUUGCCUCACCAUCUACAGCGCCCAGAUCUUCGGAGACUUGGCUGACGUCACUGCCAAAUACACGCCGUCUGAUGAUGAGCUGCAGGGCUUCAGUGAAGAUGGGAUGGAAGUGAUGGAGAGGCUGAUAUAUCUGUUUCGUAAGUUCCAUCAAUUGAAGAUCAGCAAUGAGGAGUACGCCUGUAUGAAGGCCAUCAACUUCCUCAACCAAGAUAUCAGAGGACUGUCCAACGUCUCCCAGCUGGAGCAGCUGAACAAGCGCUACUGGUACGUCUGCCAGGACUACACCGAGUACAAGUACCCGCACCAGCCCAAGCGCUUUCCUGAGAUCAUGAUGUGUCUGCCCGAGAUCCGCUGCAUCGCAGGGAAGCUGGUGAACGUCCCCCUGGAGCAGCUCCCCCUCCUGUUUAAAGCAGUCUUGCACUCCUGCAAAUCCAGCCUGACCAGCUACCGGACCGGCCCAUCGCCCUGCGCGACCGCCCCCUCUGGAAACUAACCUAUCCCGACUGCCGAGCCUAGGGACCGGUCUCCCCUCCUGUGAAUGUGACAAGCAGCUAGUUCUUUUUUUUUUUUGUAAUAUUUUUCUUUAUAUAUUUAUUACACGACAGAGCUGAAUGUAUGCUGAUUUACACUGUGCACAUCUUCUGUACAAAACAAAUGCUCAAAGAUGCAUUGGUCUUUGGAGUUUACAAGUGUAUAUCCAGUUUGCUCAAUGUGUCGCCGUUGCCAUUGUUAGACUAGACUUUAAAAGAGCUUAUUUUAUUCAGACAGGGCAGCAGGACACAUUUGUGAUUUGUGACUACCUCAGGAAGAUGUUGUUGCUAUUUUCAGGUACCUUUUCUUGCUUUGAAAUGAAGAGUUGCCCGGUCUAAAAUCAAACCUGUGGAUGCUUUGACAUCUCAAUCAGAGACUGAAUGUUAAAAUGAGCUGCAGAAAUCAGAGUUUAGAAACAUCAGUGUUGUGUUGCACUGAAAAUGCAAAAUCCAUUAGCAGAAUUUUAGCUACUUUAUAUGCAUGGACUCUCAGUUAUCCUGUAUUCGGGAGGCGGUCCUGUCCGUUUAACAUUCCAUGAGUUAAGUUGGCCGUUGUUGGAUCUGUGGGAUCACUGAAAAAGGAGCAUACGGGUAUUUUUUACAAUCAUAGACUAGGGAUGUGAGGCUUUAUUGCAGGGGAAGGGGAGGGUAGCUAGGUUUGCUGUUUUUGUUUCACUUUUCUUUCUAGACCAAAGUGUUAUGCAAUGCUUUCUUCAAACACCCACUAAUGGGUAGGGAGCUGACAGCUCAACAAAGAAUGAAUAUAUAUAAAGGAGAACUUUCUUAUCAAUGAAGGAUGGUGAUAAGAAAUUAAUCAAUAUGUAACAGGGGAGAGACCCUCAGCCAGGCAGACAAGUGGGUCACCAAAAUUCCACCUCAAUGCUGCUAAUCAGAGCCAUGUUUUAGUUGCAGGAAGUGGCUUCAGGCUCACAGGUUUCAAACAACACUGCCUUCAUCUGGAAGCUUUCACUUUGUUCUGAAAAAUCAAAUGGGCUGCAGUCAGAGCAGUUGGUUCACUAAAGCCUCGUCAUGUUGGUGGAGCUCUGCCAAGUUAAAGUUUAUUUAUAGAGGACAUUUCGACCAAAGAACAUCACAAUAAUCACAGCGUCAGUAAUCAUGUGACCAGAACAGAAAGAGAAUUCGUCAGUUGGAUUCCCUUUAAUGUCGGCCUCCAACAUUAAAGGCUAAUAUUGAGCCAUUUUCACACGACCCUGGACAAUAAAGUCCGAUGUGUGAUGAAUAUCGAACAUUAUUCUAAUGCUGUUUUAACCUCUUGAAUCCUUUUACACCAGCUGAGCUCCUAGUUGUUUUCUUACAUGCCAACCAGCUGGAAGUUCUGCAAAAACACAAAAUCUCACCAUGUGUUGGUGUUUUAGUUUCUAAUGCGGACAUCUCAGUACACAUGAAAUGAGGCAAAACUAACUACUUGCUGCAGCAAGAUACAGGAGCUUGUUGUAAGUCAUUAAUUCCUUAGUAUUGAUGAAAAAGGGCCAGUACUGAUGGCAGAUUAUUUUACUUAUAAUCAAGACAAAAAUACUUGGUAAGAUUCUGUGGUCUUGUUAAAUCAAGCCAAAUAUAAUAAUGUUGAUAUUUAACAGAUUUUAAGGUCUAAUAAGAAUAUUUUUUUAAAAAUGAGAUGAAAUCAGAGGUAGACUGGGAAAAAUCCCCAGGUUUUCCUGGCAGCUCCAUGUUUUUGAAAGGUUGUGUUUGGUGCACUGAACCAGUUCACAUAUGGUCAUCUUUAACAGAAGCACAGCAGACCCUGUUAAUCUGGACAAUAUUGUGUCCAUGUAAUGUCUUAGACUGGGGAAUCAGCUGGAAAAUGGGAAUAAUGCUGCAUUCACUUGAUCUUAGUGGUCAAAAACACCCAAGCACAUUUUGACAGCGUUCCGGAUGCAGGUCAGGAAACUGCUUGGAUUCUCUUUCUGUUCUGGACACAAAUUAAAACUCGUACAGCUAGCAAGGUUUGUGGCUCUUCAUGUAGCUCAGGUCUUCCUCUGCUGCAGCAACAUGAUCUAGCAGCAGAGGUUGUGCUGUAAAAUCCUUACAGCAGAUUAAAGAAGCUACCAUUUGCUCUAUUCCUGCAGCUCUCUUUUUUUUGAUUUUGUGGUUGGGGAAAAAAUCUCCAACUGUAACUCAAAGUCCUGAUUGUUCACAAGUAAAACCAGAACUUUCCGGCUUCCAGCUAGCACUGAAUGCAGCAUCUGAUCUACACCUUGAAGUUUUAGAACAACUGAACGUGAGUAGAAAUGUAGCUCAUGACGGCGGCCCACUUCUUAAAGAACCAACGCUGAGUGAUGGAAUUUAGGUGACCUGCGUCUGGAUGAGCCUCUGGGACAGAUAUGCACAUUGUUUUAAAAGAAUAGCCAUAGAAAAAAAAAAGGUCUUUAUUUUUAAAAUGUGAGAUGAUCAUUUCAGACCGCUUGAAUAUUUCCUCGUGGAUUCUUCGGGGUUUUCGCGGUUUCACAAUAUGCGAACAAUUAGAAGCGCAGGAAGAUGCUGUUCUUGCAACAACUUUUUUUUCUGUUGUAAUUUUUUUCCUUUUUACUUUAUUUUUUAUUUUUUUUUUUUUUUUUUGCACACACCGAUGAGGUUCAGAGACCUGGACGCUUGACCAUGGCUGCUGCCCUCCCAGUGUGUUCCUCUGGCAGGUCCCUGCAGACCUGGAUCUAAACAGGGUAAAGUGAGUGUUUUAUGUUGCAUUCAGGAGUUCCUCAGUGACUGUGCUGAUGUACCUGUAGUGUUAGUAGAUGUAGGUUUGGGGACAUCGUAGGUCCUCUUGUAGAAAAUUUCUUUUUUUUUUCCCCUCCCCUUUUUCACAGUAUUUCACCCAAGCUUUGAGAGACAGUGGUUGUAGUCUGAAGGUGAGGACCGGGGUGGGGGUCCUCUUCACCUCCUCCCCCAUGUCUGACAGAUGCCACCUGUCCUCCUCCAGUCAGUCUCGCUCCAGCCUUGCUGUGUGAAAUGUGUUUUCCUCUGUAGUUAUUUUGAAUGUUUUCAGGGUUUUUUUUUUCUUUUGUUGUGCUUUCUUUGCUUUUCCCAGUUUUUUUUGUUCUUUUUUUUGGCAGUGGGUCAAAGUGUUCUCCAUUAUAUUCAGAAGUUUUAAAAAGAUUUUCAAACCAAACUCUUUCCCUUGUCUCGUUCAUCACAUCGCAGCAGUCGGUGGUUUAGAAUUCAGAAAGGAACAGCUCUGGACUCGUGGAGGUUUUCUGUUCGGAAUGUUUCCCUCUAAACAUGUGGCCUGUUUCCACGUUUGACUGAUCUGGAAAUUUGUGUGGCCUACCUGAAGAAUUAGAGAUAUACGGCAGCACAUUAGGGCCAUUGUAGGUCGAAAAGAACAGAAGAGGAUUACAUUUCCGCCAAGAAACUCAGAAACGUUUAGAUUGAUGUCAGCAAUUUUUCAGAAGAGACAAUGAAAAAAGUAAAAAUAAAAAAUUGCAAGAAAAAGAACUGAGAUUUUUUUAGUCUUAAAAUUUCCUGACAUUAUAGUCUUAAUUUUUCUAGAAAAGAAUUCUGAGAUUAAUCUCAAAAUUGGAGGUUUUUUCCCUGUAAAUAUUUGAUUUUCAAAAGUCAGAAAAUUCCAAGUUUUUUUUCUGGAAAAUUUCUUAGAUUAAUCUAAAAGUUUCUGAGAUUUUUUUUGGCAGACAUUUGCUACUCCUAUAUUUAAAUCUACAAUGGUUAAUAAGUCAUCAUAAAUAUGUGCUCCUUGUUUUCAGUUUCUUUAAGUGUUUAGCCGUGUGGAGGAGCGUGGGGAUUCUGUUUUUAUCUAGCUCAGGUUUAUCUAUGCAGCUUUGUGUUCUGCGUCAUUCACCUUUGGACAGAAGACAUCUUUGUAACCGACUGACUUUUUCCACUACAUGAUCUCAGGGAUAAACCACUUUCUGUGAACACAAAUUUGAGCAAUAGCGAGUGUUUUAUGAAGGGAAAUUCAUAACUGCCUCUCAAACACAUUCACCGUCGUCGACUUAUUGUCUGCACAGAAAGGGAGUGUCAAACAUAGGCUGUCUGAAAAGGUUCCGUCGACACAUCACCUCGGUAACGCUCUGGCCAGCGAUCAGAGUUCAGAUCAGACAGUAACCGAGCAGCCGCAUCGCUGCCUGACCUCCGACCUCCUGCUCUCUCUGGACAAAGACUUCUUUUUCUUUCCUGUUUUUGUGAUUCGAAUGUGCAGACGAGGGAGAAGUCAUUCAUCAUUUCUGUGCUAAAACUACCUCUCUAAGUUGUCAUUGUGUUUUUCUUAUUUAUUGCUUUCACUACAACAUUCUGUUCUGUUGUGUGUUAUUGUUUUUCACUCGGUGCUCUCGCAUUGAUAUCAAACUCUUAAAUCCGGACACACAUCCGAACCUCUCCUAACGUUCUACCUCAGACACUCCUUUUGUCCUUUGGCAGCUUUUAUUUUGAAAACACCCAGAGUCCCUCGUGUCCCUUGACUUUCCUUUUAUGUUUUUGCUUUGUUUCUGUUAAAUUAGUGUCAUUUCAUAUUCCAACUCCUGCCCCCUCAUUAUGAAUCCGGGCCGGAGAUGAAAGAACGUCAGUGGCGGUGCCACAUCCACCGUAUCAGAGCAUUAUCAUGCCGACGGCUGCAUUGUUUUCUCCACAUCACGACACGCCUCAGUGUGUGUGUGUGUGUGUUUGUGUUUAUUUUUAUUUUUUAAUCCCCAUUGUGUUCCCUGAUUAUUGUUCCUUCAAGGCAACACAGAGCGCUAUCAUAUCUGACUCUGUCAAUGCUGCUUGUGAUCGAUUAUCAAUGAGAGAAUGGAGCUGUGGUCAAACUGACCUCUCCUGGUGUUGACGUGCGGCGGCGCUCUCGUGUGACCCUGGCGCCGUGGCACGAGAGCACGGACCCGCUCCGAGCUGACCUCUGAUGAUGCGGACGGUGACUCCACUCGGUGUAGUGGGGUGGGCGCGAGGCGGGGCCUGCUUAGGCCUCAGCUCCGCUUUGAAUCCUCACAUUCAAAGUGCCGGGCGUCACUAAUGACACAGCCUAGUUUUUAUUGUGUGAAGUCCUCAUCGUUGGGUCUGAUGUUCUCAUGAAGCGGGGGACUCCUGGAAUCUGAAAUUGAGCCGUGACACUGCCAUGACCUUUGAACAGGAACAAUGUUUGCAGGAGUGAAUGAAUGUUGACAUAUCUCAGGGAUUAAAUACAUUUACACGAUUGAAUCAAUUCACUGAAACGUCUUCUUUUUUUUUUCUCCCUCUUCAGAAAUCUCUUGUCUGCUCUCAUUACUGUAACUACCUGUGAAGAAUGUGAUCCAUUACGUGUUUAAAGCAUGUUUAGAAUGUUUUAGGACUUGAAACCAAAUAAAUGUGAAUGUUAUGCAAGUAAAA
Messenger RNA from Xiphophorus couchianus (Monterrey platyfish), 6924 nucleotides. It is a transcript of the gene nr6a1a, whose product is annotated as nuclear receptor subfamily 6, group A, member 1a. NCBI's taxonomy places the organism in Eukaryota, Metazoa, Chordata, Actinopteri, Cyprinodontiformes, Poeciliidae. The transcript is spliced from 9 exons. Gene Ontology annotation, biological process: regulation of DNA-templated transcription. The record is from RefSeq and is a predicted model, not a curated record. Gene Ontology annotation, molecular function: sequence-specific DNA binding; DNA-binding transcription factor activity; zinc ion binding. The coding region runs from base 204 to 1559 and encodes 451 amino acids.